ACCUCUAAUCCUGCGCUGGGACGGAUCGGCAGCUCACUUUCCACUGAGUGUCUGUGGGAGAGAGCGGCAGCAGAGAUCCACAGCGGCUCCUCUACAGUUGACCUGACUCUGGGAACAGUUAGUGGAGAAGAUGGCAAGCUCCUUCACCCGAAUACUGUCUGGCCGCAACACUGCGGUGCUGCUGGCAAGCCUGGGCGCCGGUACCCUGGCCACCGGUUAUGCCUUGAGUGACAGCGCGGUUGCUGAGGACAGGAGGAAGCUCUACCCCCCAAGCGCUGACUACCCCGACCUGCGCAAGCACAACAACUGCAUGGCAUCUGCGCUGACCCCUGCCAUCUACGCCCGGCUGAGGGACAAGGCCACCCCCAAUAACUGGACCCUCGACCAGUGCAUCCAGACAGGCGUGGACAACCCUGGGCACCCCUUCAUCAAGACCGUGGGCAUGGUCGCUGGGGACGAGGAGAGCUACGAGGUGUUUGCAGAUAUUUUUGACCCAGUCAUCAAGGAUAGACACAACGGCUAUGAUCCCAAAACCAUGAAGCACCCGACUGACCUAGACAGCUCCAAGAUCACCUCCGGGUUUUUCGAUGAGCGCUACGUCCUGUCGUCCCGUGUGCGGACGGGGCGCAGCAUCAGGGGGCUGGGCCUGCCCCCUGCCUGCUCCCGCUCGGAGCGGCGGGAGGUGGAGCGUGUGGCCGUGCAGGCGCUGUCCGGCCUGAAGGGCGACCUCACCGGACGCUACUACAGCCUGAGCGACAUGACGGAGCAGGAGCAGCAGCAGCUCAUCGACGACCACUUCCUGUUUGACAAGCCUGUGUCCCCCUUGUUGACGUGUGCAGGGAUGGCCCGUGAUUGGCCGGAUGCCAGGGGAAUCUGGCACAACAACGAAAAGACCUUCUUGAUCUGGAUCAAUGAGGAGGACCACACCCGAGUCAUCUCCAUGGAGAAGGGGGGGAACAUGAAGAGAGUGUUUGAGAGGUUCUGCCGAGGACUCAAAGAAGUGGAGCACCUAAUCCAGGAGAGAGGCUGGGAGUUCAUGUGGAAUGAGCACCUGGGCUACAUCCUGACUUGCCCAUCAAACUUGGGCACAGGGCUGCGUGCAGGGGUGCACGUCCGCUUGCCAAAGCUCAGCAAGGACCCACGUUUCAGCAAGAUCCUGGACAACCUGCGGCUGCAGAAGAGAGGUACUGGGGGCGUGGACACCGCUGCUGUGGGCGACACUUUCGACAUUUCAAACCUUGACCGUCUGGGAAAAUCUGAGGUGGAGCUGGUCCAGCUGGUGAUUGAUGGUGUCAACUUCCUGAUUGACUGUGAGAAGAAACUGGAGAAGGGCCAGGACAUCAAGAUCCCUGCCCCCAUUGUACAGUUCAAGAAGUGAGCCCCGAUGUCAUGACAGCUACGGUGACCUGUACUGCCAGGAAAUGCACUUGCCCUCUGGGCAAAACUAAAGGUCUUAUAUGUACGACAUCCUCAAUAAACAAUUCU
Messenger RNA from Megalops cyprinoides (Indo-Pacific tarpon), 1485 nucleotides. Its product is annotated as creatine kinase S-type, mitochondrial-like. The transcript has 10 exons. Gene Ontology annotation, biological process: phosphocreatine biosynthetic process. Bases 131 to 1378 code for a protein of 415 amino acids. The record is from RefSeq and is a predicted model, not a curated record. Gene Ontology annotation, molecular function: creatine kinase activity. Gene Ontology annotation, cellular component: mitochondrion. Lineage: Eukaryota; Metazoa; Chordata; Actinopteri; Elopiformes; Megalopidae.